This is a messenger RNA of Pelobates fuscus (common spadefoot toad), 1687 nucleotides long. It is a transcript of the gene RBPJ, whose product is annotated as recombination signal binding protein for immunoglobulin kappa J region. The transcript is spliced from 11 exons. NCBI's taxonomy places the organism in Eukaryota, Metazoa, Chordata, Amphibia, Anura, Pelobatidae. The record is from RefSeq and is a predicted model, not a curated record. Gene Ontology annotation, molecular function: DNA-binding transcription activator activity, RNA polymerase II-specific; RNA polymerase II cis-regulatory region sequence-specific DNA binding. Gene Ontology annotation, cellular component: MAML1-RBP-Jkappa- ICN1 complex; nucleus. Gene Ontology annotation, biological process: regulation of transcription by RNA polymerase II; Notch signaling pathway. The coding region runs from base 54 to 1505 and encodes 483 amino acids.
AGCCAGCAGCCAGUCCUCGCGAGGUUUGGAGUUUUGGCGAGAGUUUGUGGAAGAUGGCGCCUGUUGUGACAGGGAAGUUUGGGGAGCGGCCACAACCCAAAUAUCUCACAAGGGAAGCAAUGCGGAAUUACUUAAAAGAGAGGGGCGAUCAGACUGUACUUAUCCUUCAUGCUAAAGUUGCACAGAAAUCCUAUGGGAAUGAAAAAAGGUUUUUUUGUCCACCUCCUUGUGUUUAUCUCAUGGGCAGCGGAUGGAAGAAAAAGAAAGAGCAAAUGGAGAGGGAUGGCUGUUCAGAGCAGGAGUCUCAGCCGUGUGCAUUUAUUGGAAUCGGUAACAGUGAACAAGAAAUGCAACAACUAAAUUUGGAAGGAAAGAACUAUUGCACUGCCAAAACAUUGUACAUAUCCGACUCUGACAAGAGAAAGCACUUCAUGUUAUCAGUAAAAAUGUUUUAUGGCAAUAGUGACGACAUUGGUGUGUUCCUGAGCAAACGGAUCAAGGUCAUCUCCAAGCCAUCUAAAAAGAAACAGUCACUGAAAAAUGCUGACUUGUGUAUUGCAUCGGGGACUAAAGUAGCACUAUUCAAUCGGCUGCGAUCACAGACCGUGAGUACGAGAUAUUUACAUGUAGAAGGAGGGAAUUUCCAUGCCAGCUCGCAGCAGUGGGGAGCUUUUUUUAUUCACCUCCUGGAUGAUGAAGAAUCUGAGGGAGAGGAAUUCACUGUGCGUGAUGGUUACAUUCACUAUGGGCAGACUGUAAAACUUGUAUGUUCGGUGACUGGCAUGGCACUCCCUAGACUGAUAAUCAGGAAAGUUGAUAAACAAACAGCACUGUUAGAUGCAGAUGAUCCAGUGUCCCAGCUCCAUAAAUGUGCUUUCUACCUAAAGGAUACUGAAAGAAUGUACUUGUGCCUUUCUCAGGAAAGAAUUAUCCAGUUUCAGGCCACUCCAUGUCCCAAAGAACCAAACAAAGAGAUGAUUAAUGAUGGCGCAUCUUGGACAAUCAUUAGCACAGACAAGGCUGAAUAUACAUUUUAUGAAGGCAUGGGGCCAGUAUAUGCACCAGUGACUCCUGUUCCUGUUGUAGAAAGCCUUCAGUUGAAUGGCGGCGGGGAUGUAGCGAUGCUGGAACUAACAGGACAGAACUUCACUCCAAAUUUACGUGUCUGGUUUGGUGAUGUGGAAGCGGAAACAAUGUACAGAUGUGCAGAGACUAUGUUGUGUGUUGUUCCUGACAUUUCUGCUUUCCGAGAAGGUUGGAGAUGGGUGCGUCAGCCAGUACAAGUGCCAGUUACAUUGGUCCGAAAUGAUGGCAUAAUUUAUUCCACCAGCCUUACUUUCACAUAUACACCAGAGCCUGGACCCAGACCACAUUGUAGUGCAGCUGGGGCAAUCUUACGAGCCAAUUCAAGUCUUCUGGCCUCCAACGAAACCAUUAUAAACAUUGAUGGAACUUACUCAAAUUCAACCAAUGUCACAUCAUCCACGGCAGCAGUAGUAUCCUAACCACAGACUUUUUGCACCUGGACUUAAGCUAACUUUUUAUGUUUUUACAUGGAAGGACAUGUAUAAUAUAUAUUUUUUUUCCAUCUUGUAUUUUUAUUUUGUGCUUUUGUGGGAAAAUGUCUCCCCAUUCUAAUUCAUAUUGCCUGGAUCUUGUGAACUGCAAGUGCCGAGCAAGAAGUAGA